UUAUUGUCAAGAGAAAGCCUGAUAUGAUAGAGGUCAUUGAAAGCUGGCUGCUUUUCCCCCUUUCCUUAGGGUCUUCAGGACCCUUAGGAGCAUGCGCUUUUGGAUCUCUUGCUGGAGCUUUUCGCUGACACCAGUUCAGGGCCUGGGACCUCAAAUCUCACGCUUUAAGGCCUAGCUCAAGCUCCAAGUACUGUCCUAGAAGACAUCGCUGAUCCUCCUUCAUAUCGACGCCGGGUCUAGCCGGAGUUCCACCACUAAGUCGCUGUUUAUCUUUGAGAAAGGAACUUCUCCGGUUCUCGUUCUUCCAUCGAUAAAAUGAAAAGGUUAUACUAGACGACCAACUGUCCGGCUCUAAUGUUUUGUGAUUCUAAGAGCUAAAUCCAUGUUCUAGUUCUGUUUCGCAGCUCAUCCAACAACCCGAACGGCAGCCGAUGCCCGCGGCCCAGUGGCUCGGCAGAAACCCAGGCCGCAGUCAGGGUGGGACGCACCGGCACCGGCGCAUCUACCUCACUCGGGAGACGCCUGACCUUCCUCAGUACACCCGCCCUCCGGUCAUUUCCGGCCUUUUCCAGAUCCUCUUCCGGGACACUUGCUCGCGUGUGAUCCUGCCCCUCGUCCACUCCUCCGAGCUAAUUGGCUGUUUCUUUGAGGAAGCGGCGCAUUUUCUGAGGCUGAUUGGUUCCCGUCAUUGUUGACAGGUUUGUUACAAACAAGGCGUGCCCGGUCUCCAGGGUAACGGCCCACCGAUAGUCCCGAUUGGUGGAUGUCCUAAUCCCAUCUUCCGUGCUAACUGCGACUGGUUGAGUCCCUGGCGGGGCGCGGCGGUGGUAGGUGUCGCGUCCGGGGUUCCCGGGCUGACGUGGCUCGAGCUGGGAGGGGGGGAGCUGGAGCCUCCGGCUGCAGCCGUUUCCAGAAAUGCUGAGCCGAUUAUCAGGGUUAGCAAAUGUUGUUCUGCAUGAAUUAUCAGGAGAUGACACUGAUCAGAACAUGAGGACUCCCUUAGACCCUGAAUUACCACAGGAAUCAGACAUGGAAUUUAAUAAUAGAACACAAGAGGAUGUUCUGGAGCGCCUGGCUUAUUCAGAGCAGCUGGUGGAGGAGCUAAAAGAGAUUAUUAGGCAGAAGGAUGCUCAACUCCAGGAGAAGGAUGAAGCCCUACAGGAAGAAAGAAAGGCAGCCGAUAAUAAAAUAAAAAAACUAAAACUUCAUGCUAAGGCCAAAUUAACCUCUUUGAAUAAACACAUAGAAGAAAUGAAGGCGCAAGGAGGGACUGUAGUGACUGCAGAACUCCCGUCAGAGGAGCAACACUCCAAGCAUGACAGGAGUUCUACGGAAGAAGAGAUGGAAGUGGAAAAGAUGAAACAUAAACUCCAAGAGAAAGAGGAACUAAUUAGCAGUUUACUGGACCAACUUGCCCGUGCACAGGCAGAGCAAACAGCACAGUUGGAUAAGAAUUCUACAGAGAUGGAAGAAUUUGUAAAGAUGAAACAACAACUCCAGGAGAAGGAGGAACUCAUUAGCACUUUGCAAGACCAGCUCAGCCAGACGCAGGCAGAGCAAGCUGCACAGUUGAGUUCCAUGCAGCAGGUGGUCCGAGAGAAAGAUGCCCGCUUUGAGACACAAGUUCGUCUUCAUGAAGAUGAGCUUCUUCAGUUAGUAACCCAGGCAGAUGUGGAAACAGAGAUGCAACAGAAAUUGAGGGUUCUGCAGAGGAAGCUUGAAGAACACGAAGAAGCCUUGCUGGGUCGUGCUCAGGUUGUGGACUUGCUGCAACAGGAGCUGACUGCUGCUGAGCAGAGAAACCAGAGUCUCUCUCAGCAAUUACAGCAGAUGGAAGCUGAGUAUAAGACUUUAAAGAACACUCUGGAAACAGAAAGGCAGGAGUCUAAGAUUCUGAUGGAAAAGAUGGAACUUGAAGUGGCAGAGAGAAAACUAUCCUUCCAUAACCUGCAGGAAGAAAUGCAUCAUCUUUUGGAACAGUCUGAACAAGCAGGCCACGUUCAGGCUGAACUGGAGUCUCGGUACAAUGGUUUGGAACAGAAGCACAAAGCAGAAAUGGAAGAGAAGAUUUCUCACAUUUUGAGUCUUCAAAAGACUGAACAAGAGCUACAGUCUGCCUGUGGUGCUCUAAAGGAUCAAAAUUCAAAGCUGCUCCAGGAAAAGAACGAACAGGCAGUUCAGUCAGCCCAGGCCAUUGAGCAGUUGGAAGAUCAACUUCAACAGAAAUUGGAAGAAAUGAAGCAAUUUCUAAAUAAACCAGCCUUGCAAAAACAUGAAACAGCUUCUCAGACUUCUUUCCCAGAUGCUUAUAAUGAGGGCUCACAGGCAGUCACUGAGGAGAGUAUUGCCUCUUUACAGAAGAGAGUGAUGGAGCUAGAGAAUGAGAAGGGAGCGUUGCUUCUUAGUUCUGUAGAGCUGGAGGAGCUGAAAGCUCAGAAUGAAAAACUGUCUUCUCAGAUUGCUCUCCUUGAGGCUCAGAAUAGAACUGGGGAAGCAGAUAGAGAAGUAUAUGAGAUCAGCAUGGUUGAUGUUACCGGGCUCAACAAGAGUAACUCUUCUGAGGAAAAUGGACAAGAUGUUCUAGAGAACACGAUUUCUCAGAAACAUAAAGAAUUAUCAGUUUUAUUGCUGGAAAUGAAAGAAGCCCAGGAGGAAAUUGCAUUUCUUAAAUUGCAACUUCAGGGCAAAAGGACUGAGGGGGACCAUGAGGUUCUUGACGAGACAGAAAGUGUGGGAAUACCUCCAGUUAGAAUGAAAGUAUCUCUUGACAACACAGAACAGGAUUUUCCCCUAAUGCCAAAUGAAGAGAGCAGUCUUCCAGCAGUUGAAAAAGAACAGGCAAGCACUGAACAACAAAACAGAACAUCUGAGGAAAUAUCUUUAAAUGACACUGGAAUAGAAUUGAAAUCACCAAAGGAGGAGGAUGUUGACAAACCCCUGAUAUCCAUAUCAGAUACUGGUCAGUGUCCCCAGGAUGAAUUGGAAAAGUUAAAAAGUCAAAUUUUGGAGCUUGAGAUGAACUUUUGUAAAGCAGAAGAAAACUAUGAGAAAAAUUUAGAUGCAAAAAGUAAGGAAAUUAGCAGCUUAACCCAAUUGAUUGAAGAGUUUAAGAAAAAUGCUGAAAACACCAACGGUGCACUCACCGCUUUGUCUGAAGAAAGAGAUCAGCUUCUUUCUCAGGUGAAGGAACUUAGUCUCAUAACAGAACUGAGAACACAAGUAGGACAACUGGAAACAAACCUUGCAGAAGUAGAAAGGCAAAGACGAUCUGACUAUGAAAGCCAAACUGCUCAUCAAAAUCUGCUGACCGAACAAAUCCAUAGUCUCAGCAUAGAAGCCAAAUCUAAAGAUGUGAAAAUCGAGGCUUUACAGAAUGAACUGGAUGUUGUGCAGCAUCAGUCUUCUGAGCAGAAUUCACUGAUAAAAAGUCUGCAGAGCCAGCUGCAAAAGAAAGAGAAUGAAGUUCUUGAGGGGGCAGAACGAGUGAAGGAUAUCUCAAAUAGGAUGGAAGAACUUUCACAGACUCUUUCACAGAAGGAACUUGAAAUAGCAAAAAUGGAUCAACUCUUACUAGAGAAAAAGAGAGAUGUAGAAACCCUUCAACAAACCAUUGAGGAGAAGGAUCAGCAAGUGACAGAAAUCAGCUUUAGUAUGACUGAAAAAAUGGUUCAGCUUAAUGAAGAGAAGUUUUCUCUUGGAGUUGAAAUUAAGACUCUUAAAGAACAACUGAAUUUAUUAUCCAGAGCUGAAGAAGCAAAAAAAGAACAUGUGGAAGAAGAUAAUGAAGUUGUUUCUGGCCUUAAACAUAAUUAUGAUGAGUUGAGCCCAGCAGGGCUAAUAAGUAAAGAAGAACUUCAGCAUGAAUUAGACCUUCUGAAGAAAGAAAGUGAGCAGAGAAAGAGAAAGCUCCAGGCAGCUCUUAUUAACAGAAAGGAACUUCUACAAAGAGUCAGUAGAUUAGAAGAGGAAUUAGCGAAAGUGAGAGAUGAAUCAAGGAAAGAGAUUCCACUCACUGAGAGUGAGGGGAAAGACAUGGAGGGAGAUAAAGAGAACAAAGAAGACUCAGAAAAAUGUGUGGCUUUGAAAUGCCAAGAAAUAGAAAUGUCUUUGAAACAGACAAUAUCUGAGAAAGAAGUAGAACUAGAAAAUAUAAGGAAGGAUUUGGAAGAAAAAAUGGUAGUUGAAGAACAAUUACAGGCUAUGGUCAAACAGAUGAAUCAGAACUUGCAAGACAAGACAAACCAAAUAGAUAUGCUCCAAGCAGAAAUAACUGAAAACCAAGCAAUUAUCCAGAAGUUAACCACAGAUAACAAGGAUGCAGGUGAUGGAGACUCAACAGCACUUGCAAAAGAAACAGUGGUGAUCAGUCCACCUGAUGCAGGUAGUGGAGAACACUGGAAACCGGAACUGGAAGAAAAGAUAGUGGACCUUGAGAAAGAAAAGGAACAACUUCAAAAGAAGCUACAGGAAGUCAUAACCUCCCGCAAAGCAAUUCUAAAAAAGGCACAGGAGAAAGAAAGACAUCUUAGAGAGGAGCUAAGGCAACAGAAAGAUGACUAUAACCACCUGCAAGAGCAGUUUAGUGAGCAGAGCAAGGAAAAUGAGAACAUUGGAGCCCAGCUAAGGCAGCUCCAGAUUCAAGUAAGAGACUCCAUAGACAGAAAACCCCCAGGCUCUGAUCAGCAUGAACCAGGCUUUCCCAUUCAAGGUUUAGAAGAAUCUUUAUUCAAAACCACAGAACAGUGUCCCAUGCAACCUAUUUUAGAGUCUGAUUUGUGUCCAGACUUGCUCUCACAUCCUACAUCUGCAGAUACUUUGCAGGGCAAUACUUUUAUUGCCCAGCUUAAGACCCAGAUAAAAGAAAUGGAAGCUGAGAAAGAGGAGCUCGAAUUGAAAGUUAAUUCUACAACAGAUGAGCUUACUAAAAAAUUAGAAGAGGUAAUUCAGUUGCAAGAACAGAUUAAUAAGCAAGAGUUAGAAAUACAGAGUCUGAAGACAGCGUCCCUUGAAGCUGAUGCUUAUGCAGACAGCCUGAAGCAGAAGUUGGAAAGCAGUCAAUUUGAAAUUGCUGGCUUAGAACAUCUAAGAAAACUACAGCCUGAACUAGAUGAACUGCAAAAACUUAUAAGUGAAAAGGAAGAAGAAAUUAGUUACCUUUCUGGACAGCUUACUGAGAAAGAAGACACCCUUAAUAAAAUACAAACAGAGGUAGUAGAACAAGAGGAUUUAAUUAAGGCUCUGCAUACACAACUGGAAAUGCAAGCCAAAGAGCAUAAUGAGAGGAUAAAGCAGUUACAGGUGGAAUCUUGUGAAAUGAAGCAAAAAGCAGAAGAGAAUGAAGAAAGUAAAGCAAAGCAGCACAUACAGAGGAAACUGCAGGCAGCCCUUAUUUCCCGAAAAGAAGCACUGAAAGAAAACAAAAGUCUCCAAGAGGAGUUAUCUUUGACCAGAAAUACCAUUGAGCACCUCACCAAAUCUCUGGCCGAUAUGGAAAGCCAAGUUGCUGCUCAAAAUAAAGAGAAAGAUAUAUUCUUAGGAAAGUUAUCUCUUCUUCAAGAAGAAAGAGACAAACUCAUUACAGAAAUGGAUAGGUCUCUCCUGGAAAAUCAAAGUCUUAAUGGCUCUUGUGAAAGUCUAAAAUUAGCUCUAGAGGGUCUUACUGAAGACAAAGAAAAGUUAGUGAAGGAAAUCGAGUCUUUGAAAUGUUCUAAGAAUGCAGAAAGCACUGAGUGGCAAGAGAAACACAAGGAGCUACAGAAAGAGUAUGAAAUUCUUCUGCAGUCCUAUGAGAAUGUUAGUAAUGAAGCAGAACGGAUUCAGCAUGUGGUGGAAACCGUGAGGCAAGAGAAGCAAGAGUUAUAUGGCAAGUUAAGAAGCACAGAAGCAAACAAGAAAGAGGCAGAAAAGCAGUUGCAGGAAACUGAACAAGAAAUGGAGGAAAUGAAAGAAAAGAUGCGCAAGUUUGCUAAAUCUAAACAGCAGAAAAUUCUAGAGCUGGAAGAAGAGAAUGACCGGCUCAGAGCAGAAGUACACCCUGCAGGAAGUACAGCCAACGAAUGUAUGGAAGCCCUUGUUUCUUCCAAUUCCAACAUGAAGGAGGAACUAGAAAGGGUCAGAGUGGAGUAUCAAACCCUUUCUAAUAAGUUUGAGGCUUUAAUGGCUGAGAAAGAUUUACUAAGUAAAGAGGUUCAAGAUUUAAAACUGCAGAUAGAAAAUAAUGUAUCUGAACAAGCUUCCCUAGAGGCCACUGAGAAACAUGAUAACCAAAUGGAUACCACUGAAAAGGCCACACAGUUGGUGCCAGGUGAGGUUAAAGAACAAGACUCUUGGGGUAUGAACACAAGACCUGAAUAUUCAGAACCUGUUAUCACCGAGGAUAGUGCUAAGCCUAAUAUAAGUGAAAAUUUCAGCUCACAUGAUGACAUUAAUAACCACCUACAGCAGAUUGAUCAGCUGAAAGAGAGAAUUGCUGAGUUGGAGGAGGAGACACAGCAAAACAAGGCAUUUAGCCAGACUUUAGAAAAUGAGAAAAAUGCCUUACUGAGUCAAAUAUCAAUAAAGGAUGAUGAGCUAAAAAUGCUUCAGGAAGAAGUAACCAAGAUAAAUCUGUUAAAUCAGCAAAUCCAAGAAGAACUCUCCAGAGUUACCAAACUAAAGGAGACAGCAGAAGAAGAGAAAGAUGAUUUAGAAGAGAGGCUUAUGAAUCAAUUAGCAGAACUUAAUGGAAGCAUUGGGAAUUACUAUCAGGAUGUUACAGAUGCCCAAAUAAAAAACGAGUUACUGGAAUCCGAAAUGCAGAACCUUAGAAAGUGUAUGAGUGAAUUGGAAGAAGAAAAGCAGCAGUUAGUCAAGGAAAAAACCAAGGUAGAAUCAGAAAUACGAAAGGAAUAUUUGGAGAAAAUGCAAGGUGCUCAGAAAGAACCUGCCAGUAAAAGCCAUGCAAAGGAACUUCAGGAGCUGUUAAAAGAAAAACAACAAGAAGUAAAGCAGCUGCAGAAGGACUGCAUCAGGUAUCAAGAGAAAAUUAGUGCUCUGGAGAGAACUGUUAAGGCCCUAGAAUUUGUUCAGACCGAAUCCCAAAAAGAUAUGGAGGUAACCAAAGAAAAUCUGGCUCAAGCAGUUGAAGACCGCAAAAAAGCACAAGCAGAAUUAGCUAGCUUCAAAGUAGUGCUAGAUGACACUCAAAGUGAAGCAGCAAGGGUCCUAGCAGACAACCUCAAGUUGAAAAAGGAACUUCAGUUGAACAAAGAAUCGGUGAAAAGCCAAAUGAAACAAAAGGAUGAAGAUCUUGAGCGAAGACUAGAGCAGGCAGAAGAGAAGCACCUGAAAGAGAAGAAAAAUAUGCAAGAGAAACUGGAUGCUUUGCAUAGAGAAAAAGUCCGCUUGGAAGAGACAUUUGGGGAAGUUCAGGUUACUUUGAACACGAAAGACAAGGAAGUUAAGCAACUUCAGGAAAACUUGGACAGUACUGUGGCCCAGCUUGCUGCCUUCACUAAGAGCAUGUCUUCCCUCCAGGAUGAUCGAGACAGAGUGAUAGAUGAAGCCAAGAAGUGGGAAAGGAAAUUCAGUGAUGCAAUUCAAACCAAAGAAGAAGAAAUUAGACUCAAAGAGGAAAAUUGCAAUGUUCUAAAGGAUCAGCUUAGACAAACAUCCAUCCACAUGGAGGAACUGAAGAUUAAUAUUUCCAGGCUUGAACAUGACAAGCAAGUUUGGGAAUCGAAGGCCCAAACAGAGGUCCAGCUUCAACAGAAGGUCUGUGAUGCUUUGCAGGGGGAAAAUAAAGAACUUUUGUCCAAACUAGAAGAGACUCGACACCUGUACCACAGUUCUCAGAAUGAAUUAACUAAGUUGGAAUCAGAACUUAAGAGUCUCAGAGAUCAAUCAGCUGAUUUAAAUAACUCUUUAGAAAAAUCUAAGAAAGAUAAAGAAAAUUUGGAAGGGGUCAUAAAACAGCAAGAGGUUGAUAUCCAGAAUUGUAAGUUCAGUUAUGAACAACUGGAGACUGAUCUUCAGGCCUCCAGAGAGCUGACUAGUAGACUUCAUGAAGAAAUAAACAUGAAAGAGCAGAAGAUUAUAAACCUGCUUUCUGGCAAGGAAGAGGCAAUCCAAGUAGCUGUUGCCAAAAUGCAGCAGCAACAUGAUAAAGAAAUUAAAGAACUAGAAAACCUGUUGUCCCAGGAAGAAGAGGAGAAUAUUGUCUUAGAAGAGGAGAACAAAAAAGCUCUUGACAAAACCAAUCAGCUUACGGAAACCCUGAAAGCCAUCAAAAAGGAAAACAUUCAGCAGAAGGCUCAGUUGGAUUCUUUUGUUAAAUCCAUGUCUUCUCUCCAGAAUGACCGUGACCGCAUAGUAGGUGAUUAUCAACAGCUGGAAGAACGACAUCUCUCUGUAAUCUUGGAAAAAGACCAACUCAUCCAGGAAGCUGCUGCUGAGAAUAAUAAGCUUAAGGAAGAAAUUCGAGGUUUGAGAAGUCAUAUGGAUGAUCUCAAUUCUGAGAAUGCCAAGCUAGAUGCAGAACUCAUCCAGUAUAGAGAAGACCUGAACCAAGUGAUAUCAAUAAAGGACUGUCAGCAAAAGCAACUCCUCGAAGCUCAGCUUCAGCAAAAUAAGGAGCUGAAAAAUGAAUAUGUUAAGUUAGAAGAAAAACUGAAGGAGUCUGAGGAAGCAAAGGAAGACCUGCAGAAGUCCUCUAAUGCCCUACAAGAGGAGAGACAAGGUUUAUUUAAAGAGAUUGAGAGCUUGAAAGUAUCUAUUACUCAACUAAAGAAACAAGUGACCACCUUACAAGAAGAAGGCACUUUAGGAGUAUAUCAUGCCCAGUUGAAAGCAAAAGAAGAGGAGGUACAGAGAUUAUGUACUACGCUUUCUUCAUCUCAGAAGAGAAUUACGGAACUGGAAGAGGAAUUGAUUCGCGUUCAAAAGGACGCAGCCAAGAAGGUAGGUGAAAUUGAAGAUAAACUGAAGAAAGAAUUAAAGCAUCUUCAUCAUGAUGCAGGCAUAAUGCGCAAUGAAACUGAAACAGCAGAAGAGAGAGUGGCAGAGCUAGCAAGAGAUCUGGUGGAGAUGGAACAGAAAUUACUUAUGGUCACCAAAGAAAAUAAAGAUCUCACCGCACAAAUUCAGUCCUUUGGAAAGUCUAUGAGUUCCUUGCAAGAUAGUAGAGACCAUGCUAAUGAGGAGCUUGAUGAACUCAAAAGGAAAUAUGAGGUCAAUCUGAAGGAGUUGGCACAGCUGAGAGGACAACAGGGUCCCUUAAACAGCGAAAAGGAUGUUCUUUCUAAAGCUGCCCUUCCAGUGAACUCCACUGAGGAUAUUAGCUUGUCUCACCUUGAGAAACUUAACCAGCAGCUGCAAUCCAAAGAUGAACAACUGCUUCACUUGUCCUCACAGCUUGAAGAUUCUUACAACCAAGUGCAGUCCUUUUCCAAGGCUAUGGCCAGUCUACAGAAUGAGAGAGAUCACCUGUGGAAUGAGCUUGAGAAGUUCCGAAAGUCAGAGGAAGGGAAGCAGAGAUCUGUGGCCCAGCUGGCCACCACCCCACCUGAAGUACAGAGUUUAAAAAAAGCCAUGUCUUCACUGCAAAAUGACAGAGACCGACUUCUAAAGGAACUGAAGAAUCUGCAACAGCAAUAUUUACAGAUUAAUCAAGAGAUCACUGAGUUACGCCCACUGAAGACUCAACUUCAGGAGUAUCAAGAUAAGACAAAAACAUUUCAGAUUAUGCAAGAAGAACUCAGGCAGGAAAACCUCACCUGGCAGCAUGAGCUGCAUCAGCUCAGGAUGGAGAAGAAUUCCUGGGAAAUUCAUGAGAGGAGGAUGAAAGAGCAAUAUCUUAUAGCUAUUUCAGAUAAAGAUCAACAGCUCAGUCAUCUACAGAAUCUUUUGAGGGAAUUCAAAUCAUCUUCUGCCCAGACUCAGGCCCUCCAAGUGCAAUACCAAAGACAGGCAUCCCCAGAGACAUCAGCUUCCCUCGAUGGGUCACAAAACCUAGUUUAUGAAACAGAACUUCUCAGGACUCAGCUCAAUGACAGCUUAAAGGAAAUUCACCAAAAGGAAUUACGGAUUCAGCAACUGAACAGCAAAUUCUCUCAGCUACUCGAAGAGAAAAACACCCUUUCCAUUCAGCUCUGUGAUACUAAUCAGAGUCUUCGCGAGAGCCAGCAGCACUACAGUGACCUUUUUAAUCACUGCGCAGUCUUGGAGAAACAAGUCCAAGAGCUGCAGACGGGGCCGCUAAAUAUAGAUGUUGCUCCUGGAGCUCCCCAGGAAAAGAGCGGCAUUCACAGAAAGAGUGAUCCUGAGGCCCUGGGGGAGUCACAGCGAAGCUUUACUGAAACCCAGCAGCAGCUGUGCAACACUAAACAGGAAGUGAAUGAAUUAAGGAAGCUGCUGGAAGAAGAACGAGACCAGAGGGCUGCUGCUGAGAAUGCCCUGUCUGUGGCUGAGGAACAGAUCAGGCGGUUGGAGCACACCGACUGGGACUCUGCCAGGACUCCUAUCAUUGGCUCCUGUGGCACUCAGGAGCAGGCACUGCUCAUAGAUCUCACAAGCAACAGCUGUCGAAGGACCCGGAGUGGUGCUGGAUGGAAGCGAGUCCUGCGUUCUCUCUGCCAUUCGCGAACCCGAGUGCCACUGCUUGCAGCCGUCUACUUUCUGAUGGUCCAUGUCCUCCUCGUUCUGUGUUUCACGGGCCAUCUAUAAACUGAGUUGUCACUUUUUGGGCCAUUUCCCUCAGAACUUGAACUUCCCUCACCUCUAACAUCAGAGCUAUCAAUCCCAUUGGUCUUGCUGCUUACAGGUCAUUUCUCCAACUCUCUACAGAAAGUGCCUGCAAAAACAGGUAGAUAUGAGCACAGGCUGGACCAGACUCUACUGUCUUCUACUGCCCAGGUCCUGGACACUACUUAAUCUCAGAAGCCUCACAGUUGGUUUGUUGGUGCCAUAUUUUGUUCAGAUUUUUCAGGACCCUGAUCUUUUUUGGAGAGGUUUCUGCUAUAGGGCGUGUGCGCUCGCCAGACAGACAGAGAGAGACAUAGAGACAGAAAGUGAGAAAUCACCCCCUAGGGGGGA
Messenger RNA from Tupaia belangeri chinensis (Chinese tree shrew), 11070 nucleotides. RefSeq names its product golgin B1 (gene GOLGB1). NCBI's taxonomy places the organism in Eukaryota, Metazoa, Chordata, Mammalia, Scandentia, Tupaiidae. Gene Ontology annotation, cellular component: membrane; endoplasmic reticulum-Golgi intermediate compartment; cis-Golgi network. The record is from RefSeq and is a predicted model, not a curated record. The coding region runs from base 916 to 10701 and encodes 3261 amino acids. The transcript is spliced from 22 exons.